AACGCUUCAAGGUUGCGCAUGGAUACUAUAUACCUUCGAGUACGUGUGUCCGCUCGUUUGCGGAUAUGAGUGUGCAGUUGCCACAGCUGGCAGGAUAUGUGGCAUGAACGCUUUGUUUGUUAUUUGUUGUUGGUUUUCGUUACCUUACAACGGUUUUUUCUUUUGACACUUGGUGUUUACAUUGCAAAUAUUAAACAUUAUUGCUGGUUAAUUUUAAAAGUGACGCAAAGCACUGACAGCUCAAUGAAAACCUCAUCAUGAGCUUAAGCACAUUGCAACGCAACAAGGACAUGCUCAAGGAAAAUCGAUAAAUUUAAAGCAAAAUAGUUUAAAAGGACAUGGCUGAAAUUUUUGCGACAAAACUUAGUAAUGCAAAUACAUGUUUGUUGUUGUGCAAAUAAUAUUCGCAAAGCUUUUCUAUAGGAAAAUAUACAUAAUUAUUGAUUGAAAUUUUCGAAUUUUGCACUUAUUUUUUGAUUUUUGAUUUUAAGCCCAAAAUAAGUGAUUUUUAAAGUGUUUUCCCAGUUCAAAUAUUAUUUUCAUAAUUUCGCAAUUUUUUUGCUCGCCAUUAUUCUCAUAAUUAUAGUAAUCAGUGUAAUCGCGUUUGCUGCGAAAUUUCGCAUUUGAAAAUUCUUCGCACCCAACCUUUUAACUAGGGGCGUUCGCAAUAGAUAACGAUGAGCAUUUGCAGGCGUCAUUCACGAGUCUCAUCGUGAAUCAUACGCCAACUAACGGACUUCAUAAAUAUUCCAAUGGAAAUAAAAUACUAAAACAACACCGAAACAACAGCAAGACAACGGCAAAACCGAAAAACUAAUCUAAAUUGACAAACUAGCUAUUCGGUGCAUAAAUUCUAUGCCAAAUCGACCAUCAUACGACAACAAUAGACAUAAGCAAUACAACAACAACCGCAACAACCCAUUUAAAUACAAAGUCGGACGGUCUGGCUGACGUAGUAGACCAACGAUUAUACCCAAAUUAGAGAAUGUAAUUGAAGUUAAAAAAAAUGUUUGUGAGAAACCUGACCACAAGUGUUAGUGUAAAAUUUUGUGCUAAGAAAUUAUAUAUGUGUGUCUGCGUACAGGAUAAAAAUUUGUGUGCUCCAAAAGUGAACCGUCCCGAGCGACCCAACGAUUACGUAUCGAGCGAACGACGAUUCACCAUUUAUAUGUAAAUCCAACUAAUCCAUUAACUAAACACAAUUACUUGAAACAAAAGUAAAGUGCUUCGAUAUCACAACUAUGACUGAGGAAAACAACAACAAUAGCGCCAAUACCAACAGCCAGAAGGUGGACGACAGUGGCGGUGGUAGAGGUGUCUGUAUGGACAGCCGCCUAGGUGAGACGUAUGCGAAUGCGGUCAGCACGAAGCUCCACGCUGGACUGGAAGUAAAUAAAAAGCUAGCGCCCAUUCUCACCAUCAAUUCCGACACGGAGGAAGGUUUCCUUUCGACGUCGCCGGACAGCAACCAGGGCGAGCAAUCGCUUCAUGGCAAAUGCAAUGGCAGCAGUAGCACCACACUAAACGCCACAGCGGUGUCCACAAAUGCAGUGGUGCCUAUGCCACCGCCUGUCUGUCUCUGCACGAAUUCGGAGAACUGUGUGACGUUGAAGGAAAUUUUGGAUUCAUUCAAGUCACCGCUCUCCGAGGAGCAGGCCUGGGCGCUGCUGUACCAAUUCAUGGUGCUCUAUCAGCAGGUGGCUGCUGCUGGGCAGAGGCACAUUUUCAAUGAACUGGAGAUACCAGAAGGAAUUGAGAAUUUGAACUUGCAUCGCGACGGUGCAGUGCAUUGCUCGUGGUCCGAUGAGGAGCGCAAGGAGAGGGAGCAAAAAAUACAACAACAACAGCAGCACAAAAAAGCUGAUGAGGAACACGAGGCGGUCACGGAGCCGCAUGGUGAUGAUAAUCACGCGCUUCUGGUGGCUUCACAUAAAAAGAUCCUACGCAAAGUCGCAGUGAUCGUGUACACCGCCUUGGACUACAACCUGACAGUGGAUGAACAGUGUCAAAUGUCACAUGAGCUGGAGGAACUGAUCGCUUACAUGACAGCAGAAGAAAACGAUGAUGACUGCAUCGAUGAGGGCAUUGAUGAGGGCCACCAACGUUGGGAUGAUGAGGGCGAUGAUGAGAAGUGGAAUGAAACCAAAGAAUUUGAUUAUGUGCUUGAGGCCUGCAAAAAUCACGUUAAGCCCACUGUACCUGAGGAGCAUUACAAGGCGGUCUGUCGUGCGCUGGUUACUGAAACAAUCGAGUUGCGCAUAUUCCUGCAGCAGGUCUUGAACGAUGGUGCCGACAAUCUCCAUUUAGAAGCCGGUUCGCAAACAUCCAAACAGGAACUGGCCAAACUGGGCUUCAACGAUUGGGCACGUUUCUGGGUUCAGGUGAUCGAUGAGCUGCGGCGCGGUGUGCGUCUGAAGAAAAACAAUUAUUCCCGCACACCCAUUGAGUACGAGUUGACUCCGUAUGAGAUACUCAUGGAGGACAUACGAUCCAAAAAGUACCAGCUGCGCAAAGUGAUGGUGAACGGUGAUAUUCCACCACGCGUGAAGAAAGAUGCCCACGCCAUGAUAUUGGAGUUCAUCAGGUCACGGCCGCCACUCAAAAAGGCGUCCGAACGUAAACUACCGCCACCCAUUAAACGCACACCAUCGCCGCGCGAACAACUCAUGGACUCGAUACGAAAGGGACAAACACUGAAGCACAUACAACCGCCAACACCGCCCCGACUCAAGGAUCGAUUGCUCCCACCAACCACAACACUAAUGACAACAACAACGCCAGCAACAACACUGAACUAUUCAUCAUCAUCUGCAACAUUAAAAUCCGCAGCAGCAGCAGCAACAACAGCGCCAGCACAUGCAACGGUGAAUGCACUGAAAUUAACGGAGAACGUGGAACCGCAUCUGACGCCGCGCUCCAAGCAGCGGCUAAUCAAAGUGGAUUUCUCGCUGUUGCAGGACGAUGACAAUUUCUUUGAUGAGCCAUCGUCAACUGUCAGAUAUGGCAACUGUCACAGCGCACAUGUCGGGAUCUGUUCGCAGCCACAAAUGCCUCCUUACCCGAUCGGCGGCUACAUGACGCUGGGUGCUGGCUAUGGUGGGCCAGCGAGCGCCGUGACCAAUGCCAACGUGAAAGGACACGCGCCUACAGCACAGUUGCCGUCAGCGCUGACUUCACGGGUGCUACGACGAACAACUUACGAUCUCGCCACACAAUGCGAGUCGCGGCGCGCCUCGUUACGCCGUCACACAAUCGUCGGCUGCCAGAGCAACUUCGACGAGACGCAUUCCAUGCCGCCAUCGAGGCCCGAAUCGCGGCAGUCGGAUGUGAGUUCUGUUGCUGCUCCAGGCGGCGGUACAGACGCAGUUGCAGGCACAACUAAACAGCUACACAACAAUUACAAUCAAAAGCAGCAACAACAACUAAAGCGCUCCCAAAGUCCUGCUACAGUAGGCAGCCACAGCACACGUGCCGGCGGCGAGAGCAGCGGUUGCAGCCGUUCGUCAUCCUCGGUUGGCCCAUGGAGCAAGUCCUUUCUAGAUGAGAAAACUUGGACCGAACGCGGUGACGAUCGUCUCUCAUUGACGUUGGAGGAGAUCGUACACAUACGUUCGGUGAUGACGAAGGCCGAGCUGGAAGGACUACCUGUGGGUGUGCGUGUCAAGGAGGAUGUCGAAAAGCGCAAAGUCUGCUUCCUGUGCCUACGUACACGUUUCUCCAUAUUCGGACCUUGGGGCAUACAAUGCAAAUUGUGCCAACGCACCGUCUGUUCCAAAUGCUAUACGAAGAUGCGAAUACCAACGGAGCAUUUCCGCAAUGUGCCGCUUGUCUUGAUUUCACCCUCACUGCUUGCCAGUCCGGCUGGCUCCAGCACGCCAUCACCAUCGCAUCACGCUCACCAUACACACUCGUCUUCGACAGGCAACAUAUUGGACGAGACGUUUCCAAAAUCGUUAAUUGAGCGUCUGUUACGUUCCGAGUCAGAGCGUAAGACUCGCAACACGGUGGGUAGCGCUCCGUCAUCGCCCAAACACCAAAGAUCCAACACCAGUACACCUGGCAUGAGCCACAUCAUGGCCACACGUUCGGGUAUCUGUGUUACUGGACAAGCCAUCGAGGCGGAUGAUGCUUCCGCAGUGACGUCUUCUUAUAACAGUAAUCUAGCAAAUGGCUCUAACAGCAAUAUGUACGCCAAUAACAACAAACACAUCAACAUAAUGUCACGCAGCAUGGAGGGACCGCGUAGUUUGCCUGCGAACAGUCCUGCGCGCGCGCAUUCCAACAGCAGCACCUUGGACCGGAAAACGAAAUUUUCACAAGCCUUCACACUCUCCGCGUCGGGCACUCAACUCAGUCAGGAGCAGAAGGAGAAUAUGCGCGGUGAACUGGUCACCGUAUGCAACGACUGCAAGGGUCUUGUCAUGGAGAUCACACGCUCAUCCAAGCAGACGCGCUCCUCAGCGCGCAAUCGUGCUCUGCAAAACCUCACGCUCGACCUCUCCCCGGUCUACAAGUGAAAAGGAGCUACCAGGCGCGGCAACGAGCCGGCCAGGCGAAACACGAAUAGGCCGUGACGCCCGACAACAGCUGAAGUUGAAAUAAACGCUGUUGUCGAUACACACGCGGUUGCUGAUAAUUAGAUUCUACUGCACUUCCAAACCACUCUUCCCUUGAAAGCGUAUUUUUACAUACACAUACGAACACUUUUUGGACCGACGCCUACACACGCCGCGCCGGAAAGUGUGCAGCACUGUUUGUAAAUAAACAACAACUAAGCAAUUUAUUGAAAUGUUCGAAUUAAGUUUUUAAACAACAAUAACAAAAAGCGGAGGCAGCGCUCCGCGUUGAAAUGGUUUUGGUGAUUACAACCACGAUUAAUGAAAUUUAUUACCAUAUGUUCCAAGAAUGCACCCCACCAUUACAUUGUAAAAAAUAAGAAAAUUAUUGAUAUUCAAAAAAUGUACAUAUGUAUGUGUAGACGUACAGUUAGCGCGUUAAUAAGUGAUUAUUUUGCUUUUGAUUUAAAUAUUGCGCAAGCGUUCUUGUAGAAGUCGCUCUCGGAAAUCGCUUAAUGCUACGCAGAGUUCAUAGCUGGGCAAGGCGCAGGACAAGGCAAGCGCUUUCGAUCUUGUUUACCCUGCGUUUUAGUGGAUGUCUUAGGGUAUUAACUGUUUGGAACGAAAAUUCAGCGUAAAUUUGCUUUAAAGUUUGAUACGAACAGCCAAUUUACUUUUAGUUAGUUUUAUUUAUUUAUUCAAUUUUGUUUGUAAAGCUUUCUUUCUUGUUUUACUUCAUGGAAUUUAAGCGCGGCGCUGCUGGAGGUUUCCCUUCUGUUGCGGUCACACACCGACAACGUUUCUUUUUUAUAAAUAUUUCAUUUUGUGAUACGGAGGAGUACUCCUUCCACCUUUCUAAUUAUUAUAUUAUUUUUUACGCGCGAUUUUCAUUGCCCUCAAAACAUGAAAUAUCAUGAAUAUGGUUGUGUGAGAACUUGUACAAAAACAAUUGAUUAUUAUUCGGACUUUCUUUGUUUGUUUUUUUCCCCCCUUUUUUGUUUAUGUUUUGUUUUUGCAUUUUCAAUCGUAUUGAGAAUUACAUAUAUUUAACGCUAAGUUUAUACUUUUUCCUUUUGUGUUUUUUUUUUUUUUUUGACAUGACAUCUGUUCUUCUAAGAAAACUAAUGUUUGUAUACAUACACACGUGAUAAUGCUACGAACACUUACCAAUAACUGUACUAUUAAAAUAUUAACAUUUAGUUUUAAACGUAACAAAAAGGUCAAUGCAUAUUUACCGUUUUCACAAUUAAGCAAUUUAAACAUAAUUUGUACUAUACAACUUACAAUACUGAUCGCAUAAUUUAAUAUGCUGCGUUUAGCACACACACACACACACAUACAUAAUGAUGAUUGCAAAUGGACAGACGUCCCUAUUAAUAUUAAUAUAAACCAUAUUACCACUAACUUUAACAUAUUUAUACAUGUAUACAAACGUACAUACAUGCGCUAUAGUUUAGAAACCCACACACACACAUACCCAUAAAUAUAUUUUGUCAAACUGCUUAAUUUUAGUUAGUAAUUUAUACCUAUGUAAUUUAUAAUAAUUAUAGUUCAUAGUGGUCUUAACUCUGUUUUCGAUUGCAUAUACUUUUUGUUGUUUUGGAGCUCAUUUUACGUUUUAAGUAUCGAUUUAAUUUGGUUAACCACGCCACGACUUCAAAGAUAAGAUAUUAUUUGUAAAAAUAUUAGCAAAACACCAACUAUAUAAACUAUAUACAUACAAUAAAAGCUAAUAAGCCACAAAUGUACAAAGAUAAAUUACAAAAAAAAAAAAACAGUUGUAUUGAAGAUUUGCAGCAAA
Bactrocera oleae (olive fruit fly) is the source of this 6357-nucleotide messenger RNA. The record is from RefSeq and is a predicted model, not a curated record. Lineage: Eukaryota; Metazoa; Arthropoda; Insecta; Diptera; Tephritidae.